AGGCAGAGCACUCCUCUCGCUAAUCAUCCCUACUUGACCACAGGAUUAGCCGGCCGCCGGAAAUCUUUUGUGCCGCGCCAUGGCCGUCGGCGGCGAAAACGGAGGGGCUACCACCACGGGGCACGGGCAGACGGUGUGCGUGACCGGCGCCGGCGGGUACAUCGGGUCGUGGAUCGUCAAGCUCCUCCUGGAGAAGGGUUACGCCGUGCGAGGCACCGUCAGGAACCCCGAUGACGCCAAGAACGCGCACCUGAGGGGUCUCGCCGGCGCGGCGGAGAGGCUGACGCUGUGCAAGGCCGACCUGCUCGACGGCGACGCGCUGCGCGAUGCUAUCGCCGGCUGCCACGGCGUGUUCCACACCGCUUCGCCGGUCACCGAUGAUCCCGAGGAGAUGGUGGAGCCGGCGGUGAGGGGCACGCGCUACGUCAUCGAGGCGGCGGCUCAGUCCGGCACGGUCCGCCGCGUCGUGCUGACGUCGUCCAUCGGAGCGGUGGCCAUGGACCCCAACCGCGCCCCGGAUGCGGUCGUCGACGAGUCCUGCUGGAGCGACCUCGAGUUCUGCGAGAAGACCAAGAACUGGUACUGCUACGGGAAGACGGUGGCGGAGCGCGCGGCGUGGGACACGGCGGCGGAGCUUGGGGUGGACCUGGUGGUGGUGAACCCGGUGCUGGUGCAGGGCCCGGCGUUGCAGCCGGCGGUGAACGCCAGCCUGACGCACGUUCUCAAGUACCUCAACGGCGCCACCAAGACGUAUGCCAACGCCGUGCAGGCGUACGUGCACGUCCGUGACACCGCCGCCGCGCACAUCCGCGUCUUCGAGGCCCCCUCCGCCGCCGGACGCUACCUCUGCGCGGACGGCGCCGUGCUGCACCGGGAGGACGUCGUCACCAUCCUCCGCAAGUUCUUCCCCCAGUACCCCAUUCCCAAGAGGUGCUCCGACGAGGUGAACCCAAGGAAGCAGCCGUACAAGAUAUCAAACCAGCGGCUCCGUGACCUGGGCGUCGAGUUCACGCCGGCGGCGGAGUGCCUCUACGACACCGUCGUGAGCUUCCAGGACAAAGGCAUCCUCCCGGCGGCUCCAGCUGCCCCACCUACCCAGGCACAGCUUUGAGGGGGUGCUCUUCAGUUUUCAGGAAGUAUAAACAUGUCGAGCUUUAACACAAGUCUCGUCAUAUAUAGUGUCUGAGCUCUCAACUGGGGUGAAGUAUGUGACUGUAACUGUGACUGUGACUGGUUAUGUGAUGUGUAUUUUCGUCCAGCUGUUGCAAACAGCAGAAUUGCUGGAACAAUUUGAACUUUAAAUCUUUAGUUGGCAUGCCGUGCUGUUGUCCAAAAUGAAACGGCUUGAAAUGAAAUGCUCUUGAUUUGCCUCGGUUA
Molecule: messenger RNA, 1377 nt
Organism: Lolium perenne
Lineage: Eukaryota; Viridiplantae; Streptophyta; Magnoliopsida; Poales; Poaceae
Product: cinnamoyl-CoA reductase 1
Molecular function (GO): oxidoreductase activity, acting on the CH-OH group of donors, NAD or NADP as acceptor
Source: RefSeq, a predicted model, not a curated record